Molecule: messenger RNA, 936 nt
Organism: Pseudophryne corroboree (corroboree frog)
Lineage: Eukaryota; Metazoa; Chordata; Amphibia; Anura; Myobatrachidae
Product: olfactory receptor 6F1-like
Exons: 1
Coding region: 1-936 (311 amino acids)
Biological process (GO): G protein-coupled receptor signaling pathway
Cellular component (GO): membrane
Molecular function (GO): G protein-coupled receptor activity; olfactory receptor activity
Source: RefSeq, a predicted model, not a curated record
AUGAAUAAGUGCAACCAAACAGAGAUUUCUGAAUUUAUUUUGCUAGGGAUUCAGGGUUCCUCGGUUCUGCGAUAUUCCCUUUUUGUUACAUUCUCUGUGACGUACAUCUUCACAAUGACCGGAAACGUCUUCAUAGUUGGGUUGAUUAUAGGAAGUCACCAGCUUCACACUCCGAUGUAUUUUUUCCUCUGUCAUUUAUCCUUAUUUGAUAUAUUCUUGUCCACAAAUGUGGUUCCUAACUUGCUUGGCACCUUGCUAGGGUCAGGUAAGACCAUAUCAGUCAGGGGCUGUGUCACACAGUACUAUUUUAGCUGCUCGUCAACAAUAUCUGAGUGCUUCCUCCUCACAGUGAUGUCUUAUGAUCGUUAUUUGGCCAUUUGCAGACCACUGCAUUAUGUCAACAUCAUGGACAUCAGCCUCCGUCUCCACUUUGUGGUGUGGUCUUGGUUGCUUGGCUUUCUUCUCAGCCUGUGUUCCAUUAUUCCAGUGUCUCUCAUGCAAUUUUGUGGGUGCAAUAUCAUUGACCACAUCUACUGUGACCUCGCUCCUCUCCUUGAGGCAUCUUGCUCAGGAACUUCCAUUGUGGAAAUGGAGACGGUUGUACUCUCUAUUCCAAUUGUGCUUUUCCCAUUUAUGUUCAUUAUCAUAACUUAUGUCAGAAUUGUCCUCACUAUCCUGAAGAUCUCCACAAAUACAGGAAGACACAAAGCCUUCUCCACCUGCAGUUCCCACAUCACAGUUGUCACCACAUACUAUGGCGCCUUAAUUGCUAAAUACACAGUGCCAUCUUCUGGAGAUUCUCUGAAUUACAGAAAAGUUAUCUCUCUCCUGUACACUGUGUUUACCCCACUGCUGAAUCCUGCAAUAUACAGCCUGAGGAACCAAGACAUAAGAGAUGCUCUGAGGAAAUUGGUGCAUGUGAAGGAGUUGAAUUAA